CGGGAAGAUGGUGGACUACCUGGCCAACACGGAGAUCAACAGCCAGCGCAUCGCGGAGGUGGAGAACUGCUUCGGGGCCUCGGGGCAGCCGCUGGCGCUGCCCGGCCGCGUGCUGCUGGGCGAGGGCGUGCUGACCAAGGAGUGCCGCAAGAAGGCCAAGCCACGCAUCUUCUUCCUGUUCAGCGACAUCCUGGUCUACGGCAGCAUCGUGCUCAACAAGCGCAAGUACCGCGGCCAGCACAUCAUCCCGCUGGAGGAGGUGACGCUGGAGCCGCUGCCGGAGACCGCGCAGGCCAAGAACCGCUGGCUGAUCCGCACGGCCAAGAAGUCCUUCGUGGUGUCGGCCGCCUCCGCCACCGAGCGCCAGGAGUGGAUCAGCCACAUCGAGGAGUGUGUGCGGCGGCAGCUGCGGGCCACCGGCCGCCCGCCCAGCACGGAGCACGCGGCGCCCUGGAUCCCGGACAAGGCCACGGACAUCUGCAUGCGCUGCACACAGACACGCUUCUCGGCGCUCACGCGGCGCCACCACUGCCGGCAGUGCGGCUUCGUGGUCUGUGCCGAGUGCUCCCGCGCACGCUUCCUGCUGCCGCGCCUGUCGCCCAAGCCCCUGCGCGUCUGCAGCCUCUGCUACCGCGAGCUGGCCGCCCAGAGGCGCACAGAGGAGGAGGAGGGGGGCCCGGGCGCAGGGUCCCCCGCCAGGGCCAGCUGCGGAGCGUCCAGUGGAGACGACGACGACGACUCGGACGAGGACAAGGAGGGCAGUGGGGACGGGGACUGGCCCGGCCACGUGAAGUUCUAUGACUCAGGUGUCUCCUGGUCCUCCUUCCACAGCUGACCCGGCCUGGACACUGAGGCACCGGCUCCGAGUCCCUCUGGAUCCACGAGACCCCACAGCUCAGGCUCCGAAGAGGGCAGAGUUCCCAAAGCUGCCCCAUCCCCCAACAGGACCCCGGCACCUCUUUCCUGGACAGUGGCGUCUUCUGUUUCCAUUGAGCAAACCCAAACACUCAGGCCUCUUGGGACCAAAUGCCGUUUCUCAGCCCUGUGACCUGAAGCUCCCUGAAUUAUGAGUGCAGGCACCUUUAGGGACCAGAGGGGAGACGGGACUGGAGUGAGGUCCUCUCUUCCCCGAGGCCUUGAACCACCACACGUGACCCCAGACAAGGACACUCCCCAGGGGAUAAGGUGGCUCCUGGGAGGCCUACAGGAGACCCAGGCUUGUCCAUCCACCUUGCUGAUGCCCCCACCUAGUCAACUGGGCUUUGUCAGGCCAGGCAUGCGGGCUCACCCAGAGCCCACAAGAGACUGCGUGUGCAGGUGUCCACCAGGCUGGGGGCUGCAGUCCGAGUUGCCCUGGCCCGGGCAGCCUGCCAAGGCCUCUCACCUCAUCUCAUCUCUGCAGGGGUCCAGGGGCUGCUACCUGGCUCAGUGCUCGCCUCUCCCUGGCUGGGGAAGCAUCGCUUUCUGUUGGCCCUGAUUUCAGUAACAGAUCUUCUCCAGGCUGACUUCACAAUAAAAGGAAACUUGUGGACGGUGUGAUUGAGAAGUUCAGGUGUCCUUCAGACCCUGCUCCCUCAGAGGCUGACACCAUGCUGGGACAGAUGCCAACAACUGUCCACCAGGCGAGCGUUCCCGGGGACGCGGGCAGCGUGGUGGGCUCAGA
Molecule: messenger RNA, 1663 nt
Organism: Molossus molossus (Pallas's mastiff bat)
Lineage: Eukaryota; Metazoa; Chordata; Mammalia; Chiroptera; Molossidae
Gene: PLEKHF1
Product: pleckstrin homology and FYVE domain containing 1
Exons: 1
Coding region: 8-835 (275 amino acids)
Molecular function (GO): phosphatidylinositol binding; metal ion binding
Source: RefSeq, a predicted model, not a curated record